GGCUGAAACCUGUUGUGUCCUUAGCAUUUGCCUCCUUCUAUAUAUAAGAACCCUAGAACCUCUCUCUCUCUCUCUCUCUCCCUCCUUCCAUGACUUCUGUUUCUCUGAACCUACCAGAUCAAACUGAACUCUUCAUUUCCCCCGAUAAUCACCAUUCAACUCUCUCAUGUUACUCCUUCUUCGACAUAUUAGACCAAAGCCAGACCAAAGAUAUCAGAUACUUAACACAUGCUGAUCAAGAGGAUGUGAAGUUUGUAUUUCAUGGUGGAUCAUCAGAUAAUGAGCAAGUGUGCAAUGCAUCGUCCACUCAACCUAAGUCGGUUAUGGCAGAUCCAAAUAGCAGCGCGUGUAGCCGCCAUAAUUUAUCCUUCCACAAAAUAGAGGAUCCAGAGAAGAGAAGAGGAAAUUACGGGUAUGAAAAAUGGUUGUCUUCAAAUGUGAGGUUGACGAGAAAAAUGAUGAGCCCACCUAGCAGCAAUAACAGUGAUCUAGCCACAAACAAAGCUUUCGAUAUUAUUAGGGUUUGUGCAGAUUGUAACACAACCAGUACCCCACUCUGGAGGAGUGGUCCUAAUGGUCCUAAGUCACUUUGCAAUGCCUGCGGCAUUCGGCAGAGGAAGGCGAGAAGGGCAAUGGCAGAAGCGGCGAAUGGUUUUGGUCCUUCCAGAGGGCAUCAUGAAAAGGAAAAGAAGUGUCGUAGAAAGCAUUUUGCAGGGUUGAAGAAUAAGUCCAAGACUGCAACUAGUGCUACUGGUAGAGGAACAUUAUCUGAGGAGCAGAAACUGAGGAUUGAUUUGAAGGACUUUGCCAUAAGUUUGAGGGAUGAUUCAGCUUUGAAGCAAGAGUUUCCAAUGGAUGAAGUAUCUCAGGCAGCGAUGCUUCUAAUGGAUUUAUCUAGAGAGGCUUUGUUUACUUAUUAUAAGUAGAACUCUUUCUUCCAUGUAAUAUUCAUUUUCCACUAAUAUCUUAAGUAUUCACAAAUAUUAACUAAUGUCUUAUCACAAUAUUUUUAAUAAAAAUAUCUCCUAUAUCCAA
Molecule: messenger RNA, 1035 nt
Organism: Vigna unguiculata (cowpea)
Lineage: Eukaryota; Viridiplantae; Streptophyta; Magnoliopsida; Fabales; Fabaceae
Product: putative GATA transcription factor 22
Biological process (GO): regulation of DNA-templated transcription
Molecular function (GO): sequence-specific DNA binding; zinc ion binding
Source: RefSeq, a predicted model, not a curated record